GGGAAGAGCUAUCCAGUGCGGUUGGAUGGUCUAAAAAGAAUAGAACGAGAAACGAUAAACAAUCAAAAAUAAAAAAGAAGAAAAAUUGAAAAUAAAUGUCUUUAAGGAUAAGAUAAAGCGCAUAUAUAUAAACGAACGUGGAUAUCUGUGAAAAGCAGUAAACAAAAAAAAAGCAAAAAAAUAAAAUAAAAGAAUAAAGGACUUUAUUUUUUUUUUUUCUAAAAAUACAUAAAUGAAUAGUGUGUGAGAGUGGAUAAGAAAUUUUAAAAAUUUUGUAUUUUUUGUUAUCAUGGUCCUUAAACGCCAUAUAUCAUUAUGCCCUGCCGGUGCGGUUGUGACUUUAAUAUUACAUUACUUGAUAAGCAAUGCUAAAGCGGAAUUAACUCCGCCAUAUUUCAAUUUAGCGACUGGACGUAAGAUUUAUGCAACCGCCACAUGUGGCAUGGAUACCGAUGGUCCCGAGUUGUAUUGUAAAUUAGUAGGAGCAAAUACAGAAAAUGAUCACAUCGACUACUCAGUAAUACAAGGCCAGGUUUGCGAUUACUGCGAUCCUACUAUACCCGAAAAGAAUCAUGCUCCCGAACAUGCAAUCGAUGGUACAGAAUCGUGGUGGCAAAGUCCUCCAUUGUCCCGUGGUAUGAAAUUCAAUGAAGUCAAUUUAACCAUUGAUUUCGGUCAGGAAUUUCAUGUGGCAUAUCUAUUUAUACGUAUGGGUAACUCACCACGUCCAGGUCUCUGGACGUUGGAGAAAUCCAGCGAUUAUGGCAAGACAUGGUCACCGUGGCAGCAUUUCUCGGAUACCCCGGCCGAUUGUGAAACAUAUUUUGGCAAGGAUACUUAUAAACCCAUAAACAAUGACGAUGAUGUGAUAUGCACGACAGAGUAUUCGAAAAUAGUGCCACUAGAAAAUGGAGAAAUUCCUGUAAUGUUGCUAAAUGAUCGUCCAUCGGCUACAAAUUAUUUCAAUUCUUCGAUUUUGCAAGAAUGGACCCGAGCAACAAAUGUUCGUAUUCGUUUAUUACGCACGAAGAAUCUUUUAGGUCAUCUAAUGUCAGUUGCCCGGCAAGAUCCGACGGUGACUCGUAGAUACUUUUACUCGAUUAAGGACAUUUCCAUUGGAGGCCGUUGUAUGUGUAACGGUCACGCAGAUACCUGUGAUGUUAAGGAUCCAAAGAGCCCAGUAAGGAUAUUGGCAUGCCGUUGUCAACAUCAUACCUGUGGCAUACAGUGCAAUGAGUGUUGUCCAGGAUUUGAAGCAAAAAAAUGGCGUCAAAAUACUAAUGCUCGACCAUUCGAAUGUGAACCUUGUAAUUGUCAUGGUCACACCAACGAUUGCAUCUACGAUGAGGAUGUUGAUCGCAAGCGUUUGUCUCUAGAUGUUCAUGGUCGUUAUGAAGGUGGUGGUCGCUGCUUAAACUGUCAGCAUAAUACCGAGGGCAUUAAUUGCAAUAAGUGUAAGCCUAAAUACUAUAGAUCGGUUGGGAAGUAUUGGAAUGAAACGGAUGUAUGUCAACCUUGCCGUUGUGAUUAUUUUUAUUCUACUGGCAAUUGCAUGGAAGAGAGCGGAAUAUGUGAAUGUCGCAAAGCUUUCCAACCGCCAAAUUGUGACACUUGCGCCUAUGGUUAUUACGGAUAUCCAAAUUGUCGCGAAUGUGAAUGUAAUCUUAACGGUACUGACGGUUACCACUGUGAGGCCAUUAACGGAGAAUGUCCUUGCAAAAUCAAUUUUGCGGGUCAUUAUUGUAAACAGUGCGCCGAUGGAUAUUAUUCUUUUCCGGAGUGCAAAGCUUGUGAAUGCAAUAAAAUUGGUUCCAUUAGUAAUGACUGUGACCUAGUUACCGGUCAAUGUAAAUGUUUGAGCAGUUUCGGUGGCGAACGUUGUGAACGUUGUAAGCAUGGCUACUAUCGAUAUCCGAAAUGUCAAUACUGUGAUUGUGAUAUUCAGGGAACAGAAGAAGAGAUUUGCGAUAAAGAUAACGGCCAGUGCAUAUGUCGUGAAGGUUUUGGCGGUCCACGCUGUGAUCAAUGCCUGCCUGGUUACUACAACUAUCCAGCCUGUAAAACUUGUAAUUGUUCGGCUACUGGCAGCACAGCCAUUACCUGUGACAAUACCGGCAAAUGUAAUUGCUUAACUAAUUUUGCUAGCAAGCAAUGUACCCUUUGUUCGGCUGGUUACUUCAGCUAUCCUGAAUGUUUGCCUUGCAACUGCGACGUUCACGGUUCGGAAGGUGUUACUUGCAAUGCAGAUGGUCAAUGUUUAUGUUUACCUAACUUUGAUGGAAAGUUAUGUGAUUCAUGUAAAGAAGGCUUUUAUAAUUUCCCCAGUUGCGAGGAUUGCAAUUGUGAUCCUGCCGGUGUUAUAGAUAAAUUUGCCGGAUGUGGUUCAGUGCCAGUUGGUGAAUUAUGCCAAUGUAAAGAACGUGUUACUGGUCGUAUCUGUAACGAAUGUAUGCCUCUCUAUUGGAAUCUUAAUAUCAGCAACCCAGAUGGUUGCGAAAUAUGCGACUGUUGGACAGAUGGUACUAUUGGAUCAGUGGAUACCUGUGACUCGAAAACAGGUCAGUGUACAUGUAAACCUCAUACUAACGGUCGUACCUGUAAGUAUUGUAAGGAUGGAACUUAUGAUUUGGACGGUGCUACACUUUUUGGUUGCAAGGAUUGCAAUUGCGAUGUUGGAGGUUCCUGGAAAAGUGAAUGUGACAAAUUAACCGGUCAGUGUAAGUGUCACCCUCGUGUUACUGGUCGAGCUUGUACUCAGCCGUUGACCACUCAUUAUUUUCCGACGUUGCAUCAGUUCCAAUAUGAAUACGAAAAUGGCUAUCAACCAUCAGGGGCACAAGUGCGUUAUCAGUUCGAUGAGUCUGUAUUUCCAGGGUUCAGUAAUAAAGGGUACGCAGUAUUCAAUGACAUCCAAAACGAGGUCCGCAACGAGUUAACCGUGUUUAAGUCUUCCGUAUAUCGCAUUGUCAUACGCUACGUUAAUCAGAACACCUUUAAUGUAACUGCUAGCAUAUUGAUACAAUCGGAAAAUCCUUUAGAAGUGGAUCAAAAUGUUAAAGUUCUUCUACGUCCUACUGCGACGCCACAAUUUGUUACAGUUGCCGGUGACAAAGGUAAAAAACCUUCGGCCAUAGUUCUAGAUCCUGGACGAUAUACUUUUAUCACUAAAUGUAAUAAAAAUGUAAUGUUGGAUUAUUUCGUAUUGUUGCCGGCUGCUUAUUAUGAAGCUUCAAUUUUAACGCGCAAAAUAGCCACACCAUGUGAAUUGGGAAACAUGGAGUUAUGUCGUCAUUAUAAAUAUGCCUCUGUAGAAGAUUUGCAACCUGCCAUUGUUCCUUUUAUUGUUAACGCAAAUGGUAAGCCUACAAAUCCCAAUGAAUUCUACAAUGAUCCUGAGCAUUUAACUAUUGUUAAUCAUAUUGGCGAUAUACCACUAAUUACUUUUUCUCAACCGAAAUUAAAUUAUAUUGUCGAUGUGCCACAUAGUGGCCGGUACAUUUUCGUGGUUGAUUAUGUUAGCGAUCGUAAUUAUGCUGAGCCGGUCUUCAUCAAAUUGCGCAUUGAUGAUGGCGAUGAUGACCAGGAGAAUUAUGGUACGACCACCAUGUAUCCUUGUUUGUUUUCGAUGGCUUGUCGUACUCCAAUAAUAGAUGAACAAACACGUGAAAAAGUUUAUACCCUAAGCAAAGAGGAUUCUAAACCUGUAGUUGUCUAUGCUGAUUUCGACGACAAUGAAAGGGUAGCAAUUAUUUCCAUAACAGCGAUACCAGCCGAGGAAUGGUCUGUUGAUUACAUAAUACCCAAUCCGGUAUGUGUGAUAAACAAUGGUCAAUGUGCUACUCCGAAAUUUAGGACCGUACCUGAUUCUAAAAAAAUUGAAUUUGAAACUGAUCAUGAGGACCAUAUCACCUUUAACAAGCCACCAUAUGCCGUCUUGGAUGAGCGUGUUAAAUUGAUAUAUUUGGAUAGCAAGGAAGAUGCUACAAUUGUUAUUGAAUCGCGGGUAGCAGAAGCCAGACAUUAUGUAAUCUUAGUUAAAUAUUAUCAGCCUUAUCAUCCAAAGUUUAACGUAUUGUACACCCUGACGGCGGGAAAGAAUCAGUAUGAUGGUAAAUUUGAAAUCAAUCACUGCCCUUCCAGCUCUGGCUGUCGAGGCGUGCUUAGACCAAGUGGAGAUGAGUGGACGUUUGAUAUUGAAGAUGAUUUCAAAUUUACUGUAACUAAUAAUAGACCUUCUGGUGUUUGGUUGGAUUAUUUGAUUGUUGUACCCGUUGAUCAGUAUAGCGAUGAUUUGCUCAUCGAGGAAACUUUCGAUCAAACUAAAGAAUUUAUCCAAGAAUGUGGCCAGGACCAUUUCUACAUUACUCAUAACGCGUCAGACUUCUGCAAAAAGGCUGUAUUCUCCUUGACGGCUGAUUAUAAUGGCGGUGCUUUGCCAUGCAAUUGCGACUAUGCAGGAUCCACAAGUUUCGAAUGCCAUCCUUUUGGUGGGCAAUGCCAAUGUAAACCGAACAUCAUCAAUCGUCAGUGUGGAGCUUGCCGUACCGGCUAUUAUGGUUUCCCUGAUUGUAAACCUUGCAGUUGUCCAUCAACCGCCACUUGUGAACCUCAUACCGGCGAUUGCGUUUGCCCGCCUAAUGUUAUGGGAGAAAACUGUGACAAAUGUGCGCCUAAUACUUAUGGCUAUCAUCAGAUCAUAGGUUGCGAGGAUUGUAAUUGUAAUCGUUUAGGUGUUGCGCUUGGAAACACACAGUGCGAUAUGCUCAACGGUUUAUGCGAGUGCAGAGAGCACAUUGAAGGUCGCGCCUGUGAUACUUGUUCAAACGGCUAUUUUGAUUUUCCACGUUGUGAUCAGUGCUCUUGUAAUGUAGACGGCACGGAAUUAGAAAUAUGCGACAAAGUUGACGGUGCUUGCUUCUGCAAAAAGAAUGUAGUUGGUCGAGAUUGUGAUCUUUGCAUGGAUGGUACCUAUAAUUUGCAAUACAAUAAUCCAGAUGGCUGCACGGCUUGCUUCUGUUUUGGCAAAACUUCACGAUGUGAGAGCGCUUACCUUCGGGUAUUUAAUGUGAGCUUGUUAAAGAACGUCUCAUUAAAUACGGCUAACUUUACUGACAAGUUUAUCGAUUUUGCGAUUUGGGAUAUUCCCGCCGAUGAGCUAUUAGUAAAUGAGACAAUGUUGCAGGCUGAUUUUUCUUUCGCCGACAUUAACGAUGAAUCCAUUGUAUACUUUGGUGUUUUAGAUUAUUUGGCUGGACAGAAUAGUCAUAUCUCAGCUUAUGGCGGUGAACUCGCCUAUACUCUGUUCUAUUCCACAGGAUUUUCAGGGAAACCUCUGAUUGCUCCUGACGUAAUACUGUUUAGUAAAGAUCAUGUUUUAAUCCAUCAAAGCUAUGAACAGCCUUCCAGUAACCAAGUAUUUAAGAAUCGAGUACAUAUGGUUGAGAGUAACUUCCUUAGCCAGGAUGGCAAAGUGAUUAAUCGGGCUGAUUUUAUGAUGGCGUUACGUAAUAUAAAUAUGAUUUACAUUCGCGCCAACUAUUGGGAGCAGACAUUAAUUUCUCAAUUGUCGGAGGUCUAUCUGACUUUGGCUGACGAAAGCGAUGACGACAGUCAAGAUGGGUAUGAAUUUUUGCCAGUUGAAAAAUGCCAUUGUCCUCCCGGUUAUACCGGGUUAUCUUGUGAGGACUGUGCUCCUGGCUAUUAUCGCGAUCCUAAUGGUCCUUAUGGUGGUUAUUGUAUACCUUGUGAGUGUAAUGGUCACGCUGAUACCUGUGACUGUGUCACCGGUAUUUGUGAAGAUUGCACACACUUCACCACCGGCGACCAUUGCGACAUGUGUAUUGAAGGAUAUUAUGGCAAUGCCACCUUUGGUUCUCCUCACGACUGUAUGAUAUGCGCAUGCCCUUUGCCAAUACCUGGAAAUAAUUUUGCCGUGGGUUGUGAAAUUUCCGAUGCAGGUAACGAAAUUCAUUGUGAUUGCAAAGCAGGAUAUACAGGAGCACGUUGUGACUUCUGUUCGAAUGGUUUCUAUGGUCACCCGCAGACUCCAGGCGAUUAUUGUAAACCAUGUCAGUGUUCUGGUAACAUUAAUCCUGAAGAACCCGGAUCUUGCGACACUUUAACUGGCGAAUGUUUGCGUUGCUUAAAUAACACAUUUGGCACAGCCUGUAAUCUGUGUGCUCCUGGAUUCUAUGGAGACGCUGUAAAAUUAAAGAAUUGUCAAAGUUGCGAUUGUGAAGAUUUAGGGACAUUGGAAUGCGACCCAUUUGUGGGCGUUUGUAAAUGUCAUGGCAACGUUAUUGGUAAACGUUGUGAUCGUUGCGAAACUGAUCACUAUGGUUACGAUUCUGGUCUAGGUUGCCGUUCAUGCGAUUGUGGUAUCGCCUCUAAUUCGACACAAUGCGAUGAACAUACUGGCAAAUGUGCAUGUAAACCUGGAGUAACAGGUCGUCAAUGUGACCGUUGCGCUGUUGAUCACUGGAAGUACACUACCUCUGGCUGCACGCCUUGCAAUUGCAAUAAGGGUUAUUCUAGAGGUUUUGGCUGCAAUGCCCUCACUGGUCAAUGUGAAUGUUUGCCUGGUGUAAUUGGCGAUCGUUGCGAUGCUUGUCCUCAUCGGUGGGUUUUGCGCAAAGGCGAAGGUUGCUUUGAGUGCGACGCGUGCCAUCAUGCUUUAUUAGACGUGACAGAUCGUUUGCGUUACGAAAUAGACCCGGUUAUGGAUGAAUUCCAAUCAGUGGCCUUAGCUUUCUUCACCAGUCAAAAGUUGAAUUACUAUGAUGAAUUAGCUGAAAAAGUAGCUCCAGAAGUUCAAAGUCUUGAUCCAAAAAGCGUAAAUUUAGAUCCCUCACGGUCUGCUGUUUCAGAGCUGGAAGCAGAAGCAAAAAUGUAUUUAAAACAAGUCAAUUUAACCAUUGAUAAUGCUGAAGAUAGUCGCGAUAUGGCAGGCGUUCUUUUAACAAAUGUCUCUGGCCUACGUGAACAAGUAGCAUUGAGUACCAAUGAAGCACGAGAUGCUAUAGCGUCUGUGGAAAUUUUGUCACGUAACUUGGAAACAGCCGCGAGCACAAAAAUUGACUCUGCUUUAACCGAAGCCCAAGAAUUAUUAAGUCAAAUUAAUGCUACAUCGAUUGAUUUGGAAAACAAUGUUUCCAUUUUACAAAAAGCUACUGAGUUGCUAAGUGAGAUCAGCACUAUUAUACAGCCAGUGAAGUCGCAAAAUAAAUCGUUGAAUGGCUUAAAGAACGACAUAGGCGAGUUCAGUGAUAAAUUAGAAGAUUUAUACGAUUGGAGCCUUGAAGCGGCCAAUAAAUCAGCCGAAGUGGAAAGACUGAAUGUUCUAAACAAAAUGGCAUUUGAAAAUUCCAAGUUCGAUACAGUUGCAGAUCAGAAAAAAGAAGCUGAAAAGAAUAUUAAAGAUGCUUAUAAUUUGUACACUAACGGCGACAUUGCUUUGACCGAAAUCGCUGAGAAAAUUGGUGAUUUGGGUAAAGUACUGCAUACUUUAAAGGAUGUGAAUAAACAAAUUGAUUUGGACUUGCCAGAGAUUGAAAACGAAUACUUUGAAGCUUCUAAUAUGACAUUACAAGCUGAAUUAAAGGGUGCAGAGUUGACUGUAAGGGCACAAGACUUGACCGAGCAAUAUGCUGACAUGACUGCUAGUGCCGAGCCUGCCAUUAAAGCGGCUAGAGCUUAUAGUGAUAUUGUAGAUGCAGUCUCUUCAGCCAGAGAAUUUACCAAAAAGUCAAAAUAUGCCGCCGGCAAUGCUACUGAGAAAACUUUUGGUAUUGAGGAUCGCGCAGGAGCGGCUGAUAAGGAGUCGGCCGAGUUGUUGCAAAGAGCGCGAGCCUCAUUACAUAAAGUACAGAGUGAUUUGGAACCGCGCCUAAAUGCUUCGUCUGCUAAAGUGGAAUCAAUUUCGAUGUUGAAUGAAAAUACGGAAAAUCGACUGAAGGACAUCAAUAUUGCUAUGGAAGCUUUACCGGCUGAGUCCCAGAGAGACAUGUAUAAAAGCUCUAAUCAAAAUGCUAGUGAUGCAUUGGAUAUAAUGAAAGACGUUUUGGAUAUUUUGGAACCUGUAGUAAAGCAAACUACCAAGGAGUUAGACCAAGCGCGUAACAUUUCUAAAGAUAUCGACUUGACGAACAAGGAUAUCAAUCAAGUGCAAAAUCAUCUUGACAGUGUAGAAACCUUCUUACCUGAGUUGACUAUUAUGGCCGAUAGCCUUGGUGAACAACAAGCUAAAGUAGAAAUGGUUGGUCAGGAGCUAGGCGACGAAAUUGAAGGUUUGAGACGGCAAAUCGAAACAGCCAGACAAAUAGCAAAUGAUAUAAAAGUAGGUGUUAAAUUUGUGCCCAGUACUAUCUUAGAACUGAAGACCCCAGAAACUUUGCCUUUGCUAGCAACAAAAACAAAAGUUUCUACUCACUUUAAAACCGACAAUCCAAACGGUUUCUUAUUAUUUUUGGGUAAUGAUAACAAAACAGCUGCAAAUGCUGUGGCGCCUACUAAGAAUGACGACUUUAUGGCCUUGGAGAUAGUGAAUGGUUAUCCAAUAUUGACUCUUGAUUUGGGUAAUGGACCUGAACGUAUUACUAACGAAAAAUAUGUCGCCGAUGGCGAAUGGUAUCAAGCUAUUGUCGAUCGCACGGGAUCUAAUGUAAAACUAAUCAUACGGGAACAAUUGGACGAUGGUUCAGUAAUUGAUCAUGUGAAAGAGGAGGCUUUAAUGGGCGCAAAUAAUGUAUUUAAUGUGGAUCGUAACAGCCGUUUGUUUGUGGGCGGCUAUCCGCCACCGUCAGAUUUCACACCACCCGAAGAUAUACAUUCUAGUUCGUUCGUGGGGGAGAUUGACGAUUUACGUGUUGGAGAUGAAGAAGUCGGCUUAUGGAAUUUUGUUUACGGCGAAGAUAAUAAUCAGGGAGCGCAAAAAAGAAAGAAACUUCUUAGUAAAGACAUUCCUCCGACGGGAUAUCGUUUCAAUGGCAAUGGCUAUGUGGUACUCAAAGCAACGCCGUACAACUUUAAAACACGUUCGAGUAUUCAGUUCAGUUUUAAAGCAGCUAAGGAUGCUAAAAACGGCUUACUGUUCUUCUACGGGCGUAAUAGUCAUUUUAUGUCUAUCGAAUUGAUCGAUGGAACUGUAUUUUUCCGUUAUAAAUUGGGAGAGCAUAUUGUCUCGACAGGCAGCAACGAUAAAUAUAAUGAUGACGAAUGGCAUCGAGUUGUUGCUGAAAGAGAUGGUAGACGAGGUGUGCUAAAAGUCGAUGAUGUACAAAUAUUCCAAGAAGAAGCUCCUCCCCAAGCUGAUGACACUAUGCCUGUGUUCAAACGUAUGUUCUUCGGAGGAUUCCCUGGCAAACGCAAUCAUUCAAUAAUUGUUGAAGAAAACUUUGAUGGUUGUAUAGAUGACGUCACAAUUUCUGGCAAUAAAGUCGAUUUGAGUGAACAUGUGAAUGCUGUAGGCGCCAAGCCAGGAUGCCCUAAGAAGUUUUCCACAAUUUUGUCUUAUCCACCUCAUGAGUUCGGUUUCUUGCGUACCGCUAAUCUUAGUUCUAAUAACAAUCUAAACAUUAAUCUGAAAUUCAAGACACGUCAGAAGAACGGUGUGCUAUUCUACGGUACUAAUCAGAAUCAAAGCUCGACUAUAAGCUUAAGUAUGGAAGAUGGUUACUUGACGUUGCGUUCAAUGGGUAGUGAAUUGGAAUCGAACGCUCGUAUAUUGAACGAUGGCGAAGAACAUGUGGUAACCGUUUUGCAUGAUGGCAAUCAGUUAAGGUUAUCUAUCGACGACAUGGAGGACAAACGAUUACCAUAUCCGCCCGAACCAUUGUAUAUAGACAUGGGUGAUAUUUUCUUUGGCGGGCUUCCGGAGAACAUAAAAAUACCACGAGAUGCUUUAGCAAAUUUGGCCUACUUCUUAGGCUGUAUAAGUGAUGUUACAGUUAAUGGUGAAAUUAUCAAUUUUGCAGAUAGUAUCGAAAAGAAAAAUGGCAAUAUCAACAGUUGUUCAAACGAUAUAUUUUCUUACGAUAUAACUGCUGUACCGAUUUACUAUCCAGAUGGUGAAAAUGAAUUAUUUAUUCCCAAAGGUGAAGAAGAUCGUCCUUCCUUCAUAAGCAGGCCGAAACAGUUAUCAACGACCACUCCUACCGCUAUCACGACUACAACAACUGAAUUUCCAAUGUUCGUCCUUAAGACAGUUGCCCCCACUACUACGUUUGUUACAACUACGACAACUAGUACUCAGAAACCGUCAAUCGUUCCCGAUUUUCGAGAAUUUGAUGAAGAUCAUGGACCCAUCACUCGAAGGCCUUUACUUUGGCCCGAUUUAAAUAAACCAGCGGACCCAAGAUGCAAAUUACCGAUAAAUCCUAAUUACGACGUGGACUUUAUAGAAGCUGGUUAUCGUUUCUUUUCUGUUCGAGAACAACGUUUGGAAAUUCCUUCAUUAUCUGCCAAAAUACGUCGACAUUAUGCGGUUACUUUCAGUUUUCGCACUGAUUAUCAUGAGGGUCUAUUAUUUUAUGCCUCUGAUAAAUAUCAUACAGAUUACAUAGCUGUUUUCUUAAGCGAAGGUAGAAUACAUCAUCAAGUGCAUUUGGGCUCGUUGGUGGCUAAUAUCAGCAGCGCCGAAGAGCUCAACGACGGCCAAUGGCAUACCGUACAGUUUUUAAGAAACAAUCGAAAGGUCAGUCUAUUUAUUGACGAUGUUGAACAAACGCCUAUGAUAGAGCUGGAAGAUAAAAGUCCUAGAGGUAUAGUUGUAGAGUUUCCCAUUUAUUUGGGCGGCGUGCCAAAAUAUGUAGAAGAGAGUGUGCGUCAGAACAUUGAAGACAUCCGGAAUACUUCUUACUAUAAUGGCUGUUUGAAGGAUAUAAAAGUAAAUGGCGCAGCCCUGGAGAAAGAGCCAAUUAUCUAUCAUGUUGUACCAUGUUCUGAACAAAUUGAACCGGGUUACUUCUUUAAUAAGCCAACAGGUUAUGUGAAAUUAUUUGAUCGUUUCACAGUCGGUACAGAUUUUAGUUUGAGUUUUGAUUUCCGGCCACGUGACCCUGAUGGAUUGCUGUUCUCGGUGCACGGCAAAAACACGUAUAUGAUCUUGGAGCUGAUUGAUAAUAGAUUGUGGUUCACGGUCAAAUCAGAUUCAAAGAAUAUUGUUUCCACAAACUAUACUCUGCCAGAUAAUGGUAGUUACUGUGACGGUAAAUGGCGUAAUGUUCAAGCGGUGAAAUCGAAAUUCGUCAUAACAAUUUCGGUGGAUUAUUAUAGUGCCAAACCAGGCGUGGGCACAGAAGGCUCUACCACUACGAAAACCAAUAGGCCAUUAUUCUUGGGCGGCCAUCAGGCCUUCAAUAAAGCCCCAGGCUUAAAAACUAAAAAGACAUUUAAAGGCUGCAUAGGCAAUAUCCAGGUGAAUAAAAAACCCGUACGAAUUUCUCCGAAUUUAGUGAAUGGUGAGAUAUGGCAAGGAGCUUGUCCGUUGGGUUAAAGAGGCAUCGAAAGCUGCUAGAGACAAUGAUACGGAACAUGAAUGAAAGUGGAAACUUUGGGUGUUAGAAACGAAUAACCGAAACGAAUUUAAAAUUUAAUGAUAAUGAAUAGCACGAAGAGAAAACAAAUACGUAUAACACGAUUUAAGUAUAUCAGUUCCAAACACUCCCAAAACGCAGCACCAUGUUGAGUGCUUUCAACAUGUCCUACUAAUAGGUUAAAAAUAUGCCGCGAAAAGUUAAACCAACAUAAUUGGUCCUCGUUUGGAUCUCAUCUUCAUUGCAAUGUUCAUAAAAAUACUUUAACUUAUCUGUAUUAAAAAAAAAAAACAAUGGCUUAAAACGUUAACAUUUUCACUACAAGUUCUCUUCAUCUAUCCUCAAUAGACAAUAAAGCGUCUUUAAAGCGUCAAAGUUCAUAUAUAUAUAUUAACUUUCUCUCUAUGUUCUCUCUAGUUCUCUUUACAAUUACUUUUUUUUUAUUACUCUCAAUAAAGUGCACUUGUUGCAAACGAAAGAAAGAAAAUAUCAAUGCAAACUAAAA
Messenger RNA from Glossina fuscipes, 12036 nucleotides. RefSeq names its product laminin subunit alpha (gene LanA). The coding region runs from base 290 to 11491 and encodes 3733 amino acids. Gene Ontology annotation, biological process: cell adhesion; regulation of cell migration; regulation of cell adhesion. Lineage: Eukaryota; Metazoa; Arthropoda; Insecta; Diptera; Glossinidae. The transcript has 11 exons. Gene Ontology annotation, molecular function: signaling receptor binding. The record is from RefSeq and is a predicted model, not a curated record.